Molecule: messenger RNA, 1527 nt
Organism: Prunus armeniaca (apricot)
Lineage: Eukaryota; Viridiplantae; Streptophyta; Magnoliopsida; Rosales; Rosaceae
Source: the annotation of a GenBank genome assembly
AUGGGCGAUUUCAACCUCGCGCUCGUCAUCGUCGCCAUUAUCCUCUGCGUCAUCGUCUUCGUCUUCAAUGUCUACCUGCUCGUCAAUUACCAGCACCCCGACGACAAGAACCAGGCCUACUUCCCCAAAUUCGUCGUCGUUUUGGGGCUCUCCGUCGCCGCGAUUUCCAUACUGAUGUUGCCGGCCGACGUGGCGAACCGUCAGGCCUGUCGCCACGCGAUAUACAAUGGAGCGUGUAAUCUCACUCUGCCAAUGAAGGAUAUGUGGCUCGCCAUCUAUAUCCUUGACGCCGUGCUUGUGUUCUUCAUCAUCCCCUUCGCUAUGUUCUACUACGAAGGAGACCAGGACAAGAGUGUUGGAAAACGGAUUAGAAGCGCGUUGUUGUGGGUGGUGGUGACUGCCAUUGUCUGCGCGCUCGUGCUUGGCAUCUUAUACGGGCUAGUUGGGAAGGUGGACUUUACUGUUAGGCAUCUCUCUUCUUCCACAACUUCCUUUCCUAGUUCAUGGAGCUUUUCUAGCAGUCAAGAAUGUAUAAGUGGCUCACAUCAGUGCUCUGCAUAUUCUGCCAGUGAUUCGUCAGAGAAAACAUGGACAAUGCGUACUACCUUUCCAGAAUACGUCGUUGCUCUUGCUACCAUUGUUGGUUCUGUGCUUUUCACUAUAUUUGGUGGUGUUGGCAUUGCCUGUCUCCCUCUGGGACUCAUAUUUUCAUUCAUCCAGCGUCCAAAGGCUGUUAUUACCCGGUCACAGUAUAUCAAGGAAGCCACUGAACUGGGUAAGAAAGCAAAAGAAUUGAAAAAAGCAGCCGAUGCACUCCAUCAAGAAGAAAGAAGUGGUUCCAAGGGUAGAAAAUGGCGUAAAAAUGUGAAGGCAGUAGAGAAGGAGUUGCUUCAAUUAGAAGAAGAUGUAAAACUUCUAGAGGAGGUGUAUCCUCAAGGAGAGAAGGCUGAGACUAGUUGGGCUAUGACUGUUCUUGGGUACUUGGCGAAGCUUGUGUUGGGAAUUUUAGGAUUGAUUGUCUCAGUGGCCUGGAUUGCUCAUAUCGUCAUCUAUCUAUUGAUCAGCCCACCGCUUUCUCCUUUUUUGAAUGAGGUUUUCAUCAAGCUGGAUGAUAUAUGGGGUCUUUUGGGAACUGUUGCAUUUGCGUUCUUCUGCUUUUACCUCCUCCUUGCAGUCAUUGCUGGGGCCAUGAUGCUUGGGAUGAAAUUAGUUUUCAUUACUAUUCAUCCAAUGAAGUGGGGAGCGACUCUUAUGAAUUCAUUUUUAUUUAACGUGGGACUUAUUCUCCUUUGCUCCAUCAGUGUGAUUCAGUUCUGCUCCACAGCAUUUGCAUACUAUGCUCAAGCAACUGCAGCCCAGGAAAUAUUUGGUCACACAUUGCAAUCUCUUCGUGGAAUAAGAUAUUUGUACAAGUACAAUGUGUUUCAAAUUGCAUUUAUUGUCCUGGCGGGUUUGACCUUCGUGUACUAUGCUGCCUUUGGAUGGAGAAGAAAAAAACCAAGUGGCAGGUUCCAACUUUCCUCGUAA